UUAAAAGUGCUCUUAAACACACACUGAGUGGCGUUCAAUACGGUCACUCUUCCUCUUUGAAGUUUUGGUGGAUGCCACCAUUGCUUUACGCAACGAAGAAGGAAAUUCUGUAGCUGUUAACCUCUUAAUAGUAUUUUAAGUAAUUGAUCCUAUCUAUGGCAUUAAGAUUUCCAGGCAGAGUCCUCCAUUUUUUCAUUUGCUGUUUGCCGACGACUUGAUGCUCUUUGCUGGGGCAAAUGCCUCGAAAGCUUCCACCAUCCUAAGUUGUCUUAGUAAGUACCCAGCUUGGUUCGGGCAAAAGGACAACAUCUCUAAAUCUUCAAAUUAUCUCAGCAAAAAUUGUAAUUUUUCAUUCCCUCCUCUAUUAACUCUAACCUUAGUCUUCGUCAAGUAUCACCUAAAGCCAAAAUAUUUGGGGCUUCCCCUCUUUUUUCAUCAUAAUAAGAACCAAUCUUUGAUGACAUAAAGGCCAAAAUCCUUAACAGAAUUUCGGGAUGGAAAGCUGCUGCUCUCUCAAGCAGCUCGGACCACUCUAAUCAAAACAGUAGCCAAUGCCAUUCCGAGCUAUACCAUGUCCCUUUCCUUUUUGCCUAAAUCUCUCUACCAUGAUAUUGACUCUUCUCUCAGAAGGCUUUGGUGGGUUUUGCCCAGUCUAAGAAGCACAACCUCACUUUGAUCGGUUGGAAUAAAAUUUGUACUCCCAAGUCCUUGGGAGGUCUCGGGCUGAGGACUAUGGAAUGCCAAAAUAGAUAUUUACUUGCAAAGUUGUGUUGGAAGCUCCUGACAAAUCAAAACUUCUUGUGGGUAAUUCUCUGAAAGCAAAGUAUCUUCAAAGAGAGGAAUUUCUUCAUGCUUCUGUCUCCCCUACCGCUUCCUGGCUAUGGAAAGGAGUAACGGGGAUGCCAAUGGCUUAUAUAAUAAAGCCUCACCAAAUGUGGAGUCAGAAGGCCAUGAUAAUGUGAAGAUGACUCAGCCUUCAAAUGAGGAAAUGGAAGUGAAAAAGGGUGAUAUUUGGCGACUCUUCAGAGAAGCUCAGCAGAACAUAUUGUACUUGAACAAACAACGUCUCGUGGCCAUACAGGAGCUGAACAAAGCAAAUAAAGAGAAACAAUUGUUGGUUGCUAGGAUAAAGCAUUUGGAAGCAGAAAAGCAGGCUGGUGUUGGAAAAGAUAAGGUAUCAAUUUGUUGGGAGUUGCUGCUUCGACUAGACUCAAUGGUCCUCACUGGCAUGAUUAGCACUCGGGAGACAUCUGAUUUGAGAAGGCUGGUCAUGGAUCACGUGGUUGGUGUGGCUGAUGUUUCUAAUGAUAUCCUGCAGAAAAAUGAUGCUGAGCUUCUAGCAGAACUCCGCCACUUCUCAGAUAGAAGCAAAAAGACUGGUUUUCGCAUUGUCCACAUUUGCACUGAGAUGGAACCUUUGGUCUCUGUUGGAUCUUUGGCAUCAUAUGUGACAGGCUUAUCUUGUGCAUUACAAAGAAAGGGACACUUGGUGGAGGUUAUUCUACCAAAGUACACGAUUAUGGACCUAGAUGAAGUGCAAGGGCUGCGAGAAAUUGAGACACAGUAUUAUUCGUAUUUUAAUGGUCAACUACAUGGAAACAAAAUUUGGACUGGUGUUGUACAUGGCAUCGGAGUCUCUUUUAUUCAACCUCUGUACUACUCAUCAUUUUUCAACCGUGAGAAGGUAUAUGGCUACUCAGAUGACUUUGAACGGUUUACCUAUUUCUCUCGUGCUUCAUUGGACUAUAUUGUAAAAUCUGGAAAGCAGCCUGAUGUGUUACACAUACACAACUGGGAGACUUCUAUUGUUGGGCCUCUUUUCUGGGAUAUAUUUGUUAAACAGGGACUUGGGGCUACUAGAGUAUUAUUGACAUGCCAUGACUUUGAUUUACAGCAUCUUCAGCAACCGGAUAAACUUUCACUAUGUGGAUUGGAUCCUCCUAGACUUCACCGUCCUGAUCGUUUGCAAGAUAACACUAAGACACAUCUUGUCAACAUUUUGAAGGGUGGAGUUGUUUACUCUAAUAAGGUUGUGAUAAUGUCAUCCAUACACUCAAAAGGCAGGAUCAUUCGUAGUUUUAGUCAUGGAUUGGAACAUACCUUAAGCAUCCACAAGGACAAGUUGGUUAUUGCUCCCUGCGGAUUUGACAACUCCAUUUGGGAUCCUUCCAAGGACAAUUUUCUUCCAGAAAACUAUAGUGUGAAGGAUAUGAAAGGGAAAGUUGUUUGCAGAGUUGCGUUACAACAUCACCUGGCGUUAUCCAACAAUGCUUCUGCUGUUCUUGUUGGAUGCAUCAUCGCUGAAGUAUCAGAUAUUGAUCUGGGGAACCUGAAGGCAGUUGUUCGGCAUGCAACCAGGAGAGGUGUCCAGUUUAUCUUCAUGGAUAUUAGCAAAAAUUCAAGCAAAGAUAGGGUGCUGGAAUCUAUCCAAGAGCUCCUUAAGGAUGAAAAUGUGAGAUUCAUAAACGGACUUGAUGAAGCACUAUCACAUUUAGUCUUUGCAGGAUCUGACAUUAUCAUGUGCCAAUCUUUUCAUGAUCCUAUGCUCCAAGUGCCACUCAAGGCUUUAAAAUAUGGAGCUGCUCCAAUUGCAGUAACCUCCACUGAUAAUACAUUCAGGCACUUUGUAGAUCAUAACUAUGAGAGCACAAAAUUCUCCCAGUUCAUCAGUUCUGGCUUUGGAAGACUGUCCUUAAGCCAAGCCCUGGAUGAAAUUGAGAACAACCCAUCAAGAUGGAAGCAAAAAAUAAUGGACGCAAUGGCAAUGGACUUUUCCUGGGAGGCAGAGUGCUAUGACGUGCAUGCUUCUGCCUACGCAGCCAUAAAGAAUUUGUGAAGCAGGACGUUAUGUAUAUGUUAGCGCGUGUUACAUCGAGGAUCGAGCAUAUUACAAGAGUUAGCAGUAAGGAAUUGAACAAAAAGAUCCCUUCCGGUUUCCCCCUUAAUGCUGCGAAACAAAUAAAAAAAAAAAAAAAAAAUCAAAUAAAAGUUUAUAUAAAUUGAAAGAAGUUUAAACUUCAAUAGAAUGACAAAGAACAUAUAUUCCACGUGUGACAACACUUUCACAUAAUUAUGUAUUUUCGUAACAUUCAUUUGUAAUAAAACUUUUUUUAUUUAUUGAAAAA
This is a messenger RNA of Alnus glutinosa, 3125 nucleotides long. RefSeq names its product probable starch synthase 4, chloroplastic/amyloplastic. The transcript is spliced from 20 exons. Bases 881 to 2836 code for a protein of 651 amino acids. Lineage: Eukaryota; Viridiplantae; Streptophyta; Magnoliopsida; Fagales; Betulaceae. The record is from RefSeq and is a predicted model, not a curated record.